AUGGCUCCCUCGGGAGGCUAUCCAGCUCGUGCCGCGCUCACCAGCGGCGCCCGGGCGGCCACCCAACGGCGAACGCGGGUGGCAGAACAUGAGAGCUACUGCUCUUUGGAUGGAGGGAAUCCCGCCAAGCUCCCUCGCCCGCUAGUGGGGAUCGACGCAGAGGCUGUGUAUGGGUCCAUCCACGAGGAGACCCCAGGCGAUGCUCCAACGAGCCCCACGAGCCCGAGCACGAGCCCCACAGAGAGGGAUGUGGCCCGAGAGAAGAAUGCUGCGAGGCAGUUUCUGUGGACCACCGUAGACGCAGCCCUGCUGCGGCCCAGCGAAGUCGCCGCUUCCAUUCCUCUUCCCCUGGCAGCGGUCUUGACCCCUUUUGCAGACAGUGCCGAUUUCACAUCGCUGCCCAUCUCCAUGACCGGCGAUGACGAGCCUCUUCGGUGUCCACGCUGUAGGUGCUAUGCCAACCCGCACUUCAAGUGGAGUGUGAAGGACAACGGCAAGUUUCAGUGCAACAUGUGUGGCCAUACUUUGGACGUUCCCCAGCAGUUCCUGGAAGACAUGGAACGGAACGGCCAGUGUGCGGAUGCCGACACGCAUCCAGAGCUCGUUUACGGAUCCGUAGACUUCACCGCCGGGGCGCUCUUAGAGGAGGAGCUCCAGAGGCCUCUGUGUCCAUUCGUGUGCUUCGCCGUGGAGACAACGCCCUGGGCCGUCCGCCACGGCUUCGCCGCCGCGGCCUUGGAAUCCUUGCAGCGGGCAGUGGAGGCGCCGCAUCCCUUGGAGCGUCCUGUCUGUAUCGUGACUUUCGACGAAGUUGUCACAUUUUACGAGCUCACUCCUGUGGGGCGCUUCCGUGCUGUGGUGAUGCCGGACCUCGAGGAUCCCUUCCUGCCCGUGAACCCGGAGGCUCUCGGAGUUCACCUGCAAGACCCGGAGCAGAAAUCAUCUUUUCUGGAGCUCCUGGCCGCCCUGCAGAGAGAGUUCGCGCAGGCCACGAGGCAGCAGGAGCCUUUGUCGCCCUUUGGCAAGGAGCAAGACCCUUUCCAUCUACAGGAAGAGACGCAGGAUGUAGCGAGCACAGCCGUUUUGCGAACAAGCGUCCAAGCUCUUACUGCCAUGGGCGGAGGCGAUGUUGUACUUUUCCAGGCCACGGUGGCUGAGAGCUGGGUCGGAGAGAGCGACUCCUCGGCCGAAAAUGACGACCCGCUCUCCCCAAAAACGCCAAAGACGCCGAAGACGCCGAAGACGCCCAUGGGAACGCCCCUGAAGAAGAAGAAGCGCAGCUUUCUGGAGCAGAUGCAUCGCACUUGCUGUCGAACAGGUGUGGCUGUCAGUGCAGUGACGGUCGCUCGCGAGGGCUGCGAUGCCACAAAACUCCACUGGCUCCCCUGGCGAACGGGUGGAGAUGUGCUGCAUCUGCCAACUCUCGGAUCUGGAGCGGGUCGGAACAUGGCCCAGCAUCUGCAGCACUGGAUGAGGAAGAUGCAAGGUAGUGCCUACAACUGCGUGGUUAAGCUCCGCUGCAGCAAAGGCCUGAGCUGCAAGUCCUUGUUGGCCCCGUGGCCGGCGGCGGCCUCAUCGGGCGACCAAAGCGCCUUCGAGGCGCCCAGGCUCUCGCCGGAGAUGUCCGUGACUUUCAUCCUUCGGCCCGAGAUCGAGCCAGACCAAGAGGAGGACUAUGCCCGCAUCCGCGAGCGGAAGUCUUUAUUUGUGCAAGCUGCUAUUUUGUACACCAACUCCAAGGGGGAGCGGUUGUUGAGGACCCACACGCGGAGCUUGACUGUUCCCAAUUCUGUGAGGCAACUCUACCAGAGCGUGAACCUGGCGCCACUGAUGACGGUCCUGCUGAAGCAGGCUGUGGCAGUGGCGCUCGACCCUACCCAGUCGGCCAAGCUGCCGAGGGAUCUUUUGCUGGAGAGCUGCAUCCAGAUUCUCGGUACGUUCCGGAGACGGUGCGUGGAACACGCAACCAAGAAUUGUUUAGUCACGAAUCGGCAAUUAUUGCUGUUUCCUCUUUACGUCUUGGCAGCACGCAAGCUGCUCUAUGCUCUGACAAACUCCAAGGAGGACAAGGCUCAGGUGGAAGAGUCCCUGCAUCGGAUCUUGAGGAUGCCAAUCCACAGUGUCAUGGUGGCCCUGUACCCACGGGUAUACCCUUUGCCGGCAGAUUCACCCGAGGGGGUGGAUCUUCCCAGGGCAAGCGCUGCCCUGGAGGACGUUGUGACGAGGGGUGCCGCGCCGGCGCACCUCAUCACCAACGGCUUGGGCAUGUGGUAUCAUCAGACAGGCGUCCCCGAGCGAGAAGAAGAACUCCGUGAAGCUGCCUCAGAGCUUGCGCAGAGGAUCCGCGAAGUUCUCCAGCCCAGCCAGGAUUGGGUGCCCUUGACCGAUCUCCCGCGGCUGCCGACAGCCGCUCUCGAGGAGAAGAUCGGUCCAGAAUCCACCCCCAGCGGACGACCUCGAUACGGAAGUCGCACGCCUGGCAUCAACGGGUCGCCACCCAGCCUCCCCAUCGGAAAGGGUGCAGAGCAAAUCAGCUGGCCCGAGAAGGUGAUGCUUUCAGCGAUCUUCGUAGAAGACGCUGGGGUCACCGAAGGGUCCUAUGCUGACUGGGUCAUUUUCCUUCAGGUGGAAGCUGGCUCUUCGAUCGAUGCUUUGGCAGAAAAGGCUCAGGCGCUGCUGAGCGUCGGCCGCUGCCGAGUGGCAAAUUCUGCAGGGCAGAUCUUACCAGGGACAGAGACGGUACAGGGAGCCGGUCUGAAGUCUGGAGAUGUCGUGACUGUACACACGCAACAGGUCGAAGUGGCCUGUGCGCGGUGGCACGGAUGCAACCUCGCUGUUCAGCACAUCUUCUCUUCCUCCUGUGAAGCUGAUGUGACGCAGGUUGCGUGCGUCUCCAGCAUCCCGUGGAAGGCCAACAUCAUUGUCGUGCUGCGCGACGGCGAGGAGAGGGCUGGAGAGCUGUUCUGCAUCACCGACCGAUUCAUCGUGGUCAGGGCGGACGCAUCUGCUGGCCACAGCAACUUCUGGUGGCUUUCUGAGGCAGCCAUUCGUGAGGUUCGGAUGGAGCCGUCCGCCGCUGGGGUCGUGCCCUUUCGUGAACCCGCUGCAGCACGAAUGGCGCGGCGUGGUUGGAAAAAGUGGGUGGUGUUCGUGUGGUUUGACUUCCCGCGCUAUGGAGUGGCCGCCGUUCGCCCACAGCCCCAG
Molecule: messenger RNA, 3204 nt
Organism: Symbiodinium sp. CCMP2592
Lineage: Eukaryota; Dinophyceae; Suessiales; Symbiodiniaceae
Source: the annotation of a GenBank genome assembly